AUGAAUAAUAAUGAGAGGCAUUCAGCUACUCAAGCCCUUAUACAAAAGUACUAUGAUUAUAUGUUGGGGCUCCCUAACCCAAUAACCAAUAGCGAUAAUAAAGACAAAGAAAUAGAUCAACCAGAAGAUAGUAAUGAUAACUCCUUGUUGAGACGUAGAUUUAUUACUAAUUUAAUACGACAUACUCGUUCUAGGCAUUCAACUGCAUUGGAUGAAACUGAUGCAGAGACAGAUACUGAAAGAGGAACGUUAACGAAGUAUAAUGGUGGUAAUCGUAGGAAUCAUAUAGUAAAAUUUAAUGGUACGAAUAUUAAAGAUGGGCCAGUUGAUGAUAAUGAGGAGUUAUAUGAUGAUAAUGAUGAUUAUGAUGACGACGAGGAAGCUAACUUGACUAUAUUAGAAAAAAUGAAAAAUGUUUUAUAUGCAAUAUUUGUUGGAGACUAUGAGAAGGAUUUAUUGAUUGAACGUGUUGGUUUACAAAAGAAACAUGCAAUGACUUUCAAGGAUUGGAGGAAUGCAGCUUUAGAAUUAGAUACAUUGACAAAUAAAACAGAUUGGAAAAGAAAGAGAGAAUCUACUUUAUAUGAUUAUCAACUGAUUGAAGAUGUAACUCGAAAACUAAAAGAAUCAAGACUGAACAAAGACUAUGCUCAACUAAUAUAUAUCAUUAGAACAAAUUGGGUAAGGAAUUUAGGAAAUAUGGGUAAUGUUAAUCUAUAUAGACAUUCUUAUGUCGGUACAAAAUAUUUGAUUGAUGAUUAUAUUGAAGAAUCGAAAUUAUCCUUAAAUGCUUUGGUGACAGAGUCCGAUUUAGAUGAUAGGUAUAUGAUGGGUAUCUUACAACAAACAAGAAGAAACAUUGGUAGAACUGCAUUGGUGUUAAGUGGUGGUGGUACAUUUGGUAUGUUUCAUAUUGGUCUCUUAGCAACAUUAUUUGAAUUGGAUUUAUUACCUCGUGUCAUCAGUGGUAGUUCUGCAGGUGCGAUAGUGGCUAGUAUAUUGACUGUACAUCACAAGGAAGAAAUCCCUGCAUUAUUGGAUCAUAUAUUGGAUAUGGACUUUAAUAUCUUCAAAGAUGAUGAUGAAAAAUCAGAAAGUGAAAAUUUCUUAAUUAAAUUCCAAAGAUUCUUUAAAAAUGGAACGUGGUUUGAUAAUAAACAUUUAAUUAAUACAAUGAUUCAAUUUCUAGGUGAUUUAACAUUUAGAGAAGCAUAUAAUAGAACAGGAAAAAUAUUAAACAUUACCGUCUCUCCUGAUACUUUGUUUGAACAACCCAGAUUACUGAAUAAUUUAACUGCUCCUAAUGUCUUAAUCUGGUCUGCUGUAUGUGCAUCUUGCUCACUACCAGGUAUUUUCCCUUCGAGUCCUCUGUAUGAAAAGGACCCAAAGACAGGGAAACAAAAACAAUGGUCAGGUUCAAGUUCUGUUAAGUUUGUGGAUGGUUCAGUAGAUAACGAUUUACCGAUUUCAAGAUUAUCUGAAAUGUUUAAUGUUGAUCAUAUCAUUGCAUGUCAGGUCAAUAUUCAUGUUUUCCCAUUUUUGAAACUUUCAUUGUCAUGUGUUGGAGGUGAAAUUGAAGACGAAUUUAGUGCUAGAUUGAAAAGAAAUUUAACCAAGAUGUAUAACUUUAUGGCAGAUGAAAUGAUUCAUUUGUUCGAAAUCGGUUGCGAAAUGGGAAUCGCUAAGAAUACAUUAACAAGAUUAAGAUCCGUAUUAUCACAACAAUAUUCCGGAGAUAUUACUAUCUUGCCCGAUAUGAACGCAUUACUAAGAUUCAAACAAUUAUUAUCUAACCCAACUAAAGAAUUCUUAUUAAGAGAAAUUACAAAUGGGGCUAGGGCCACAUGGAGGAAAAUCUCUAUCAUUCAAAAUCAUUGUGGACAAGAAUUUGCAUUGGAAAAGGCAAUAUCACAUUUAAGAGGUAGGAUUAUUGUCUCCUCAUCGAUUAGAAAUCCUUUACAAUUUAAUGAUAGUCCAAUAGGAUUAAUAAAAGCUGCACAAAAAUAUCGCACCAAGGAGAAAAAACAAAAAAUAUUAGAUUUUCCUAUUGGAAAUAACGACGAAAUUGUUGACAAUGAAGAUACUCCCAUCGAGAAAAUGGCCAACGAAUUUUCGACAGGAGAUAAUAGCAAAGAAUCAUCGAAAUCUAUUACGACGGAUAGUGAAGAAAAGAAUUCAACACCGAUAGGUGGAAUAGUUCCAGAUCUAGAUGACAAUUUGGUCGAUUCAGAAUCUACAAACUCCUUGUUAGUAUUAAAGGACAAUGAAAAGAAAGAAGAAGAUAACAUCAAUUUAAAGGAUGAAUACAUAGGAAAUAGGAAUAAUGGUCAUUUCCGUCGUAAAUCCGAUACAGGAUCAAGACCUAGAAAUGGUAAAUCUUUAUCAUUUUCAAUUGCAUCUCCAUCUUCACGUAGUCUAAGGACACCAACUAGAAGAACAAACUCUAGUUAUAAAGAUCAUAUUCAUAAAGCAAGCACUGGCCACAUGUUUCCACCAUUAUUAAAAUAUUCAGAUAAUUCUGAGUUUGAGAGGAUAAAUAACAAUUUGAUAAAUGUACCAGAUGACAGACCAUUGACUUUGACUCCAACAGAAACGACACCCGCUAUCGAGGAAUUAUUAAAUGAGUCUGAUACUACACCAACGAUAAGCCCCAAUAUGUUUGUUAAUAAAGUAAAAGAUACAUUUUAUAUUGAUUCUGAUACUGAGGAUAGGGAAGAUUUGGGAAACUAUAGUUUCACCUCGGAUAAUAAAUCUUCAUAUGGUUAUGAUGGUAACAAAUUUAAAUCUCUAAGAAGACAUAGCGUAGACGAUAAAAUUAAAGAUUUGAAGAUUAGUCCAGGAAAACCUUCGACUAUGCUUAGACAAUCCUCUUUAAAUGUUGGCAGAAGUAGUACUGAAUCUCCUAAAGCAAUAACCACCCAACCUCGAUCAUGUAGCGUGAGAAACAUCGACAUCGAUGAUGGAAUUUCACCAUUUUCAAAUGAAUCAUGCGAUAAAGAGGGUCAUCUUUACUGA
This is a messenger RNA of Maudiozyma barnettii, 3015 nucleotides long. RefSeq names its product triacylglycerol lipase (gene TGL4). Gene Ontology annotation, molecular function: triacylglycerol lipase activity. Lineage: Eukaryota; Fungi; Ascomycota; Saccharomycetes; Saccharomycetales; Saccharomycetaceae. The transcript has a single exon. The record is from RefSeq and is a predicted model, not a curated record. Bases 1 to 3015 code for a protein of 1004 amino acids. Gene Ontology annotation, biological process: lipid metabolic process.